AUGGACUGGGGAGCUCUGCAGAACAUCUUAGGAGGUGUGAAUAAACACUCCACCAGUAUUGGGAAGAUAUGGCUCACAGUCCUGUUCAUCUUCCGUAUCAUGAUCCUGGUUGUAGCAGCAGAAAGAGUCUGGGGAGAUGAACAACAAGACUUCGUCUGCAACACACUUCAACCUGGGUGCAAAAAUGUUUGCUAUGACCAUUUUUUCCCCAUCUCUCAUAUCAGACUCUGGGCCUUGCAGCUGAUCUUUGUUUCCACACCUGCACUGCUGGUGGCCAUGCAUGUAGCUUACACUAGGCAUGAGAAGAAAAAGCGUUUCAGAAAUGGUGAGAAAAUUGAUAUCGAAGAGCUGAAAAAUGAGAAGAUUCACAUCCAGGGCCCCCUGUGGUGGACAUACACCAGCAGCAUCUUCUUCAGGAUCAUCUUUGAAGCCAUCUUCAUGUACGCUUUCUACUACAUGUAUGAUGGGUACCAAAUGCCUCGCCUGGUAAAGUGUAAUGCAUGGCCCUGCCCCAACACAGUGGAUUGUUUUGUUUCUCGGCCCACUGAGAAAACCACAUUCACUAUUUUCAUGCUUGCUGUGUCUGGGAUCUGCAUGAUGUUAAAUUUGGCUGAAUUGUGUUACCUAAUGAUAAAAGUUUGCAUGAGAGAACGCAGGAAAUCAACAGCUUUAAAAUAA
Messenger RNA from Rhea pennata, 678 nucleotides. Its product is annotated as gap junction beta-6 protein-like. Gene Ontology annotation, cellular component: connexin complex. NCBI's taxonomy places the organism in Eukaryota, Metazoa, Chordata, Aves, Rheiformes, Rheidae. The record is from RefSeq and is a predicted model, not a curated record. Gene Ontology annotation, molecular function: gap junction channel activity. Bases 1 to 678 code for a protein of 225 amino acids. Gene Ontology annotation, biological process: gap junction-mediated intercellular transport; cell-cell signaling. The transcript has a single exon.